This is a messenger RNA of Podospora pseudocomata, 1296 nucleotides long. RefSeq lists its product as uncharacterized. The record is from RefSeq and is a predicted model, not a curated record. NCBI's taxonomy places the organism in Eukaryota, Fungi, Ascomycota, Sordariomycetes, Sordariales, Podosporaceae. Bases 1 to 1296 code for a protein of 431 amino acids. The transcript is spliced from 3 exons.
AUGGAAGCGCUCGAUGAUGUUCGCCGGAGGGAACAGACCAGCCGUCUCAAUGGGCUUUGCCUCUUUUUGAAAAGCAUUUUGGAUGUCCUGCAGAUCCCGAAAAUCAAACGCCGUCACCCAUCCAGUGUUGGAUUCCACCUUUGCUUCCACCGCUUCCUCUCCACCGGCAGCACCCUCUUGCGCGGAAGCAAUCUCGGCGGAAGCCGUCCUGUACCGACCAGCGCGGCCGCCGAUCUGUUUGAUUUCGGGAACGGUCAGACUUCGCACUUUGUUGCCGUCAAACUUGGAAGACGACUCAAAGAUGACUCGUUUGAUCUCCAGGUUCAACCCCAUGCCGAUGGCGUCGCUGGCGACCAGGUAGUCGUACUCGUUAUUUGGAUCGUUGAAGAGCGCCGCCUGUUGAGCUCUUGUUUCCGGAGGCAGACUGCCGUACACGAUGGCGCAUCUCUUUCCGGUUGCCUGCUCGAUACCGGCCUUGAGCUUGUGCAGUGCGACACGGCUGAAGGCAACGACCGCAUCGCCUUUUUCCAGAUUCCUAAAGUCUCCACGAAGAGACUUGGACAUGGUCUCGAGCGGGUUCAAGCGCUGGUACCGGUGAACGAUGCACCUGUCGCCGAUCCUGGCGCAGAGGUCCUGGAUCAGCUCGACAACUCUGUCCUCUCCGCAGAGAUGAAGCUCUUUGGCUUGCAGGCCCAAAACAGCCUGUGUCCAGGCCCAUCCGCGGUCCUCGCUGGCGAUCAUUUGAAUCUCGUCAACGACGGCCACAUCCACCGGGGCGACAUCUCGACCGUGCAGCUGUGGAACCACCUGUCGACGCCCUCGGGUAUCCUGACCUCUUCACCCGUGACCAGAGCGCAUGGCUUGCCCUUGGCUGUAAACCGUGACCAGAUCUCAUGGGCCAACAGCCGCAACGGCCCAGCGUAUAUCCCCGUCUUGGCGCCUUCCAGAGCCUUGAGGGCGUUUGGCUUUCGCAAAACAUGUGUCGAGCGCCUUCUUGAAGAGGCCAACCGAGCUGUCAAGCUGCACCUGGUUGUUGACGCCAAAGGCCCGCCAAUCCUCCUGCCGGUCCCUAUAAUCGCCCAUCUCUCGCAUCACCUUGUUCACCCUGGCGUUGACGAGCACCUCAAACAUCUGAUAGCUACGCUUCUGGCUGAAGGUGGACUUGUUCUUGCUGGGGCGGCCGCCGCGGGACGAGGAUUCGCCAUGGUCGAGGCUGUCUUUGAGCUGGUCGAGGCUGUCGUUGAUUUCGUGGUGCAAAUUUAUAAUGUUCCUCUCACGCUCCCUGGACUUGGAUGA